UAAUGCGAGUAUCGAAUGAACAAAAGUCAGUAGUGCAGUAACUGCUAUACUUACAAAAUGGCGAAGAUAUUAAAGGUAGGCCAAUUUGGCCAUACUUUCACUCGAGGAAUGGAAGAAUAUGUAAAAACAGUAGAACAACGUAUUCAUCAUGUUUCAGACGGUACUAUAAAAUUAUAUAAAUUUAUCACUUUUUAUAUCGCUUUUCCUAUAAUUGGACUUACAAUGGCUAAUUGUUAUUUGAAACAUAAAGAAGAACAUUCAAAACCGCCCCCAAAAUUUGUUCAUUAUCCUUAUUUAAAAAUCAUGAAUAAGCCUUUUCCAUGGGGAGAUGGUAAACAUUCAUUGUUUCAUAAUCCUAGAAUAAAUUACAUACCUGGAAUUGGUUAUGAAGAAGAACAUUAGAAGAAUUAAUAUUUAGUAUUUACAUGUAUUUAACUUGUAAUGCUUGGCAAUAAAAUAAAUAAAUAAAUAGAA
Messenger RNA from Apis laboriosa (Himalayan honeybee), 474 nucleotides. Its product is annotated as cytochrome c oxidase subunit 6A1, mitochondrial-like. NCBI's taxonomy places the organism in Eukaryota, Metazoa, Arthropoda, Insecta, Hymenoptera, Apidae. The coding region runs from base 58 to 402 and encodes 114 amino acids. Gene Ontology annotation, cellular component: mitochondrial inner membrane. Gene Ontology annotation, molecular function: enzyme regulator activity. Gene Ontology annotation, biological process: mitochondrial electron transport, cytochrome c to oxygen. The transcript is spliced from 3 exons. The record is from RefSeq and is a predicted model, not a curated record.